AAAAUUCAAAAGAAAAAACACUAAUUAACAAAUUAAACUUCCUUCUCUCUUCCUUUUUCUAGCCAAAAUCUCCCUUCAUUUCCAAGAAUCUUGGCCUUUGUUUUUCAUUUUUUUAGCUCACAAUUUACACCAGCGGCCUGGUUAAGCAUCGAAGCACACGCCAUCUAAAGCCUGGGAGAUCUCUAACAUCUUCCUUGACCUUUCAUUUCCUCGCAAGAUUUUAUAGCCAGUUGAAUAUACAUACGUAGUCGGUGCACAGUAAAAUACUCAAAUUAAGACCUGAGAGAUUUUACAGAUCUCUGAAAUUCUUUGGCUGUUUUCUUUAUCUGGGUUUUUGUUAAAUUUGUGAAACAUUUAUGGGUUGGAGAUAUAAAGCUGGUUUGUUCUUGAUAGCCGCUGUUGUUAUUAUAUGGGUCACCUCUGCGGAAGUUACCCAGGAUAUCUUUGCCGAUUAUAAGCAGCCAUUUGCAGUGACAUAUCUUGGAGCUUCUCUUUUGGUGGUUUACCUCCCAGUGGCAUUCCUUAAAGAUUGGACACGUAAUCUGCUAAAGCGACAGUCUUCUAAAAGUGGUAAUGAUGCAACCAACGUAAAUGGGUCUUCUGAUGAAUUAAGCUCUCCUCUGAGUCGCAAAAUCUUUGAAAUGGAACUUCAGGGAACUUUGACUAAAAAAGACAGUGAAUUGGACCUUGCAUCUUCAGAAGAAGGAAAGCCAUUAGUUUCUAGACACAAGGAUGAUUUGAAUGUUCUUAUACAUGACAAAGAGCCCACAAUCAGAGAAAUUGCUAUGUGUGGUUUUUAUAUUGCCCCUAUCUGGUUUGUAACUGAGUACCUAUCAAAUGCUGCACUAGCACGGACGAGUGUUGCUAGUACAACAGUUUUGUCAUCAACUUCUGGACUCUUUACUCUUUUCAUCGGUGUGUUUUUGGGUCAAGAUUCUUUAAAUGCAGCAAAGGUGAUAGCUGUCCUGGUGAGCAUGGCUGGUGUUGCCAUGACUACUUUGGGAAAAACAUGGGCUGCAGAUGAGUCACCACUAAGUGCUUCCACCAACGGCAAACGCUCGCUUGUUGGGGAUCUUUUUGGUCUUCUCUCAGCCGUGUCAUACGGACUAUUUACAGUGCUUCUUAAAAAGUUUGCUGGAGAAGGAGAAAGGGUUGAUGUGCAAAAGUUGUUCGGAUAUAUAGGAUUGUUUACACUAGUAGCUCUGUGGUGGCUUGUUUGGCCUUUGACAGCCUUGGGAAUUGAACCCAAGUUUACAAUCCCUCACUCUGCUAAAGUGGAUGAAAUUGUUCUUGCCAAUGGCUUUGUUGGAAGUGUCCUCUCUGACUACUUUUGGGCAUUAUCUGUUGUAUGGACAACUCCAUUGGUGGCCACCUUGGGCAUGUCCCUCACCAUCCCUCUUGCUAUGCUAGCUGACAUGGUGAUUCAUGGCCGUCAUUAUUCAGCAAUUUACAUUCUUGGUUCUGCUCAGGUAUUCGCAGGUUUCAUGAUAGCUAAUCUUUCGAAUUGGUUCUCAAAGAAGUUAGGGUUAUAGCAUUGGUGAAAUCCCGGCCUAUAGCAAUCCUGAUUUUUUUCUCGGGGCUUUUCUUCACCGGUUUGACUUGAUAUCAAAGUCUUGGUGUGAUGUGAUCCCCUCAAUGUGUUGUUGUCUUUACAGGGAAUGUACCGUCAUGGUAUAGUGUAAAUGUAAUCCACAGGGUUUUGUAUUUUGUGAUGAUCAGGUCUGUUGGAGGGAUGUGCCCUAAUUGAAAUGAAAACAUUUUCGUUCAAAGAAAAAAAAAAACUGUUCUUUUA
Populus nigra (black poplar) is the source of this 1792-nucleotide messenger RNA. RefSeq lists its product as uncharacterized. Gene Ontology annotation, biological process: regulation of peptide transport. The record is from RefSeq and is a predicted model, not a curated record. The transcript has 8 exons. Gene Ontology annotation, cellular component: membrane. Lineage: Eukaryota; Viridiplantae; Streptophyta; Magnoliopsida; Malpighiales; Salicaceae. The coding region runs from base 357 to 1532 and encodes 391 amino acids.